Molecule: messenger RNA, 21789 nt
Organism: Parus major (Great Tit)
Lineage: Eukaryota; Metazoa; Chordata; Aves; Passeriformes; Paridae
Gene: MACF1
Product: microtubule actin crosslinking factor 1
Exons: 96
Coding region: 16-21789 (7257 amino acids)
Biological process (GO): wound healing; regulation of focal adhesion assembly; intermediate filament cytoskeleton organization
Cellular component (GO): cytoplasm; membrane; intermediate filament
Molecular function (GO): calcium ion binding; microtubule binding; cadherin binding
Source: RefSeq, a predicted model, not a curated record
CCCGUGCCCUGGGCCAUGUCGUCCUCCGACGAGGAGACCCUCAGCGAACGCUCAUGCCGGAGCGAGCGCUCGUGCCGGAGCGAGCGCUCCUACCGCAGCGAGCGCUCGGGCAGCCUCUCCCCCUGCCCCCCCGGGGACACCUUGCCCUGGAAUUUACCCCUCCAUGAGCAGAGGAAGAGGAAGAGCCAGGAUUCGGUGCUGGACCCGGCCGAGAGGGCGGUCGUCAGGGUCGCAGAUGAACGGGACAGAGUCCAAAAGAAAACCUUCACUAAAUGGGUCAAUAAACACUUGAUGAAGGUGCGCAAGCACAUCAAUGACCUCUAUGAAGACCUCAGAGAUGGCCACAACCUCAUCUCCCUCCUGGAAGUGCUGUCUGGAGUGAAGCUGCCGCGUGAGAAGGGGCGGAUGCGCUUCCACCGCCUGCAGAACGUGCAGAUCGCCCUGGAUUUCCUGAAGCAGCGACAGGUGAAACUGGUGAAUAUCCGCAACGAUGACAUCACAGAUGGCAACCCCAAGCUCACCCUGGGGCUCAUCUGGACCAUCAUCCUCCAUUUCCAGAUCUCCGACAUCUACAUCAGUGGGGAGCUGGGGGAUAUGUCAGCCAAGGAGAAGCUGCUGCUGUGGACACAGAAGGUGACAGCAGGUUACAUCGGGGUGAAGUGCACCAACUUCUCCUCCUGCUGGAGCGAUGGCAAGAUGUUCAACGCCCUCAUCCACAGAUACAGGCCAGAUCUGGUGGACAUGGAGAGGGUGCAGAUCCAGAGUAACCGGGAGAACCUGGAGCAGGCCUUCGAGAUCGCCGAGCGCCUGGGGGUCACACGGCUGCUGGACGCCGAAGACGUGGACGUCCCCUCUCCGGAUGAGAAAUCCGUGAUAACUUACGUGUCUUCAAUCUACGAUGCCUUUCCCAAAGUCCCCGAGGGAGGAGAAGGGAUCAGCGCCAUCGAGGUGGAUUCCCGGUGGCUGGAGUACCAGAGCCGCGUGGAGUCCCUCAUCUCCUGGAUCAAGCAGCACACGAUACUCAUGUCAGACAAAUCCUUCCCCCAGAACCCCGUAGAGCUAAAGGCACUUUAUAACCAGUACAUACACUUCAAAGAAACUGAAAUCCCGGCGAAAGAGCAGGAAAAAGGACAGAUAGAGGAGCUCUACAAACUGCUAGAGGUUUGGAUUGAAUUUGGGCGCAUCAAGUUGCCCCAGGGCUACCACCCCAACGAUGUGGAGGAGGAGUGGGGCAAGCUCAUCAUUGAGAUGCUGGAGCGUGAGAAGCUCCUGCGGCCGGCGGUGGAGAGGCUGGAACUGCUGCUACAAAUCGCUAACAAAAUCCAGAAUGGUGCUCUGAGCUGUGAAGAAAAGCUCACCCUGGCGAAGAACACGCUACAGGCUGAUGCCGCUCACCUGGAGUCGGGCCAGCCGGUGCAGCACGAGUCGGACGUGGUGGUGUUCCUGCAGGAGUGCGAGGUGCUCAUCCGCCAGCUCCAGGUGGACCUGCAGAUCCUCCGGGACGAGAACUACUACCAGCUGGAGGAGCUGGUGUUCAGGAUCAUGAGGCUGCAGGACGAGCUGGUGACGCUGAGGCUGGAGUGCACCAACCUCUACAGGAAAGGUCACUUCUCCACCCUGGAGCUGGUGCCCACGUCCACGCUGAGCACCACACACCUGAAGGGCGAGGCCCUGACCAAGGGGCUCCACACCUCCUCGGCCUCCUGGUUCCGCAAGCCCAUGACCAGGACGGAGCUGGUGGCCAUCUCCUCCUCCGAAGAUGAAGGCAGCCUCCGCUUUGUCUACGAGCUGCUGGCCUGGGUGGAGGAGAUGCAGAUGAGGCUGGAGCGGGCAGAGUGGGGCACUGACCUGCCGAGCGUGGAAUCCCAGCUGGAGACCCAGAGACACGUCCACACCAGCGUGGAGGAGCUGGGCUCCAGCGUCAAGGAGGCCAGGAUGUACGAGGGUAAAAUGUCUCCGAAUUUCCGCGCCAGCUACACGGAGACGCUGGGCAAGCUGGAGACCCAGUACUGCAAACUGAUGGAAACCUCGAGCUUCAGGCUGAGGCACCUCCAGAGCUUGCAUGGAUUCGUGUCCCGGGCCACAGCUGAGCUGAUCUGGCUGAAUGAGAAGGAGGAGGAGGAACUGGCCUACGACUGGAGUGACAACAACCCCAACAUUGCAGCCAAGAAGAAUUAUUUCUCGGAGCUGACAGCAGAGCUGGAAGAGAAGCAGGACAUCUUCCGCUCCCUCCAGGACACGGCUGAGCUGCUCUCCCUGGAGAACCACCCUGCCAAGCAAACCGUGGAGGCCUACAGCGCUGCUGUGCACAGCCAGUGGCAGUGGAUCAAGCAGCUCUGCCUGUGCGUGGAGCAGCACGUGAAGGAGAAUGCUGCCUAUUUCCAGUUCUUCAGCGACGCGCGGGAGUCAGAGACGUACCUGCGGAACCUGCAGGACUCCAUCAAAAGGAAAUAUUCCUGCGACCACAGCACGAGCCUGACGCGGCUAGAGGACCUCCUGCAGGACUCCAUGGUGGGUUCUCUGACAUCCCACCACCCUGCUCUGCUCCAGCAGCGUUGCCUGGGGCUCCUCUUGCUUCUUCUGAAGAGACCUGAGCUCUUCAUCCCCACACUUUGGUGGGAUGUGGUGUGCUCGGCAGUGAUUUGGAGCUGCAGGCUGUGCUGGCCCCAGCUGUGUGGCACAGCUGGAGUUGGUCACUGUCAUUUAGAGUGUCUGUGUGUCCUCAGGGUGAGGAGCAGGCAGCCUGUGCAAGGUCACAGCCUGACGUGUCUGGAUGUGCCCUUUUUCCGCUCCCAGCUCAGAUCCUUGGCUGAAGGGGAGUGUCAGCAGGCCCUGAAGAGCCUGCAGGCGCACUACGAGGAUUUCCUGCAGGACAGCCGUGACUCGGAGCUGUUCUCGGUGUCGGACCGGCUGCGCCUGGAGGAGGAGGUGGAAUCCUGCAAGGAACGCGUCCGGCAGCUGCUGCAGUCCAUGGAGAACGAAGACAAGGACGAGAGCGUUGCCAGGACCUUUCUGUCGGAGCUGACGAAGAUGCGGCUGCGCCUGGAGGAGAGCGAGCAGCGGCUGCUGAGCCGCAUGCAGAGCCCGAGCAGCGCCCGCGCGGACGGGGACAGCGUCCAGGAGAACGCCAUCCGCACCGCCGAGCAGGAGCGCAUGCAGGAGGAUCUGCAGCAGCUGCAGGCAGAGCUGCAGGUUGUGUCUGAGAGGUGCUGCAGCUUCCUGGACAAAGCUCCUGCAGGGCCCAGCACGCCCCAGCUGCGCUCAGAGCUGGACUUGGUGGUGAACAAGAUGGAGCAGACUCAUGGGCUGUCUUCCAUCUACCUGGAAAAGUUGAAGACGGUUGAUGUCAUUAUCCGCAGCAGCCAGGGAGCAGAAUCGCUGGUCAAAGGCUACGAGGUGAAGCUGAGCCAGGAGGAGGCUGUUCCUGCUGACCUGGCAGCCAUUCAGGCUCACAGGACAGUGCUGCAGCAGUGGCUCGGGGAGGUGAAGGACAAGGGCUCUGUGUUCUCCACGCUGGAGGAGGAGCUGGGGAAGGCGAAGGAGGUGGGGGAGCAGCUGUUCCAGCUGAGGCAGGAGCGCAGCAUCGACCUGGAGCGCUUCCAGGAGAGGAGCAGCCAGCUGUGGGAUCGCUGGCAGCGCGUCUGCGCCCAGAUCGAGACCCGCCACACGGAGCUGGAGAGCAUCCAGGAGGUGCUGAGUGAUUACCGGCAGUGCCACAGCGCCCUGAUCCAGUGGAUUGAGGAGAUCACAGCCCAGCAGGAGCUGAUGAAGCCUGGUCAGGCUGAGGACAGCCGGGUGCUGUCGGAGCAGCUCAGCCAGCAAACGGCUUUGGCUGCAGAAAUUGAGAAAAACCAAGCCAAGCUGGACCAGUGUCAGAAAUUCUCCCAGCAAUACUCGGCCGCCGUCAAGGACUAUGAGCUGCAGCUGAUGACCUACAGGGCCUUCGUGGAGUCGCAGCAGAAGUCCCCCAUGAAGCGCCGGCGGAUGCUCUCCUCCUCGGAUGCCAUCACCCAGGAGUUCAUGGAUCUGAGGACUCGUUACACAGCCCUGGUGACUCUGACCACCCAGCACGUGAAGUACAUCAGCGACGCGCUGCGGCGGCUGGAGGAGGAGGAGAAAGUGGUGGAGGAGGAAAAGCAGGAGCACGUGGACAAGGUGAAGGAGCUCCUGGGCUGGGCCCUGGGCUUGAAGCAGAGUGUGCAGGGCAGGACAGCUGCUGCUGGGAGCAGAGAGCUGGGGGACAUCGAGAAAUCCAUCUUGGAGCAGCAGGCCCUGAAUGAGGAGCUGACUGCAAAGAAGGAGCAGGUCUCUGAGGCCAUCAAAACUUCCCAAAUCUUCCUGGCAAAACACAGCCACAAGCUUUCCCAAGCAGAAAAGGACCAGAUUUCCGCUCAGAUUGGUGCUCUGAAGGAAACCUACCAGGAUCUCUGCAGCAGCUCCACGGAGCAGCUCCAGCAGCUGCAGAGCCAGCUGGCUCAGGAGACAGAGCACAAGGGCAGCGAAGCUGUGGCGGGAGUGAUCGAUCUUGGCACGGGAGAAAUAUUCCCUGUCUUUGGUGCCAUGCAGAGGGGUCUUAUAGAUCAGGACACGGGCCUGGUCCUCUUGGAGGCCCAGGUGAUCACCUCUGACUUAGUUGUCCCAGAAACCGGUGAGAAACUCUCCUUGGAGACAGCUCUGGCAAGAAACAUCAUUGAUCUCAGGGCAUUCCGGGUGCUGCAGGAAUGGAAGGAUGCUUGCCAGCAGGUGGAAGAAGUCAGAUGUGAAGGGAGGCAGCUCCUCCCUGUCGUCGCUGCCCUAGAGGAGGGGAGGAUCAGUGAGAGCGUUGGGCUAAAGAUUCUCGAGGCUGAGCUCGCCACCGGGGGCUUGAAAUUCCAGCAGGGCAGAAUCAGCAUGGAGACAGCGGUGCAAGAAAAGCUCCUUCCCCCCCAGCUCCACUCCAGGCUCCUGUCUCACCUGGAAGCUGGCAAGGAUUUGAUUGACCCCAACACCGCUGAGGAAAUCAGUCUGGCUGAGCUCCAGGAGCGGUGCAUCGUCCACCAGGGGCUGAGGCUGCUCCCGGUCACGCAGCUGGCGGGAGGGACGGUGAGCUCGAGGUCAGGCAGGGCGGUCAGCGUCUUCCACGCAGUCCAGGAGGGGCUGAUAGACGGGCAGGUGGCCAGCAGGCUGCUGGAAGCCCAGCUCUUUGCUGGUGGCAUCGUUGACCCCAGCACAGGACACAGGCUGAGGGUGGACCAGGCUGUCAGGCACGCUUUGAUUGACCAGGAUUUGGCCCGCACGCUUCUGCUCCGGCAGCUCCGGACGGGCGGGAUCGUCGACGCCGCCACCGGGGAGAGGCUGGGCAUGGAUGAAGCCCUAAGGAAGGGGUUGGUAGCUCCGAGGAUGGCACUGCUGCUCCUGGAAUCCCUGCGGUCCUUCACGGGGCUGCUGUGGCCAGAGACAGGGCAGGUCAUCCCUGCUGCAGCUGCUUUGGAGCAGGGGCUCCUCUCCACAGAGCUGAUCCAGGAGAUUCUCAGCGAGAGGCGGCUCCUUCGGGCUGUUUUCAUACCGGAGAGCGCAGAGGUGCUGUCCUGGGAGGAGGCAGUGGAACGGGGCGUCCUGGAGGGAGAGGUGGUGAAGAAGCUGCAGUCAACAGCCAUUCCUGACGUCCUGGCCAGCCUGCAGCUCGCUGGCUCUGCAGGCAGGAGCAGGCACGGCCACAGCUCCCCUGGAAGGAGCCCCACGGGUCACGAGGAGCCUCUGCUGAGGGGUGAUGAUGAAAGGCUGGUGUUCCACUUGAUGACACACAGCUACAUCAACAUCCACGAUGGCCAGAAGGUGCUCUUAGUGGAUGCAGAGCUGAACAAAAUCACCAAAGCUCUCAUCCAAAGCCACGAAAACAGAUCCUGUGCACAGGUGCUGGAAGGGUUUGAGGAGACAGAGGCAGAUGCAGCUCUUGAGAGCGAACCUUGCAAUGGUUUGGCUUUGCAGCGGCUUGAGCUUCAGUUUGCUCCUUCAAAAGGUGAAAGUGAGGAGAUCCUACCAGCCAGAACUGCUUUGGAGAAUGGGGAGGUGGUGAUGGGACCUGAAAGUCUUCUCUUGGAGGGUGCAGAGGAUUUCCUGCAGAUGGAAGAGCAGAUUUCCACGGAGCAGGAGAUCGUCAGGACCAAAACUGAUGCUGAAUUUGGAAGAGAGCAGGUCACUUUUACAACCAAGGAUAAACAUCAGGGAAAAUUAUUGGUGCCAGAACCUCCCAGUGACCUUGAUAGUGGAUUAAUGAGAGAAACAGAGGAAAUGAUGAUUGAAGCAGAAGGAGAGUCCAAGCCUCCUGCAGAAGAUGGAGUGGAAGGUCCCGAAUAUGAGAAGAGGGCAUUGGAAAGUGGGACAGUGGUUGUGAAAAGUGAAAUCUGCGUAGCAAUGGGUGUUCCAGAAAGUAGAGACAGAGUGAAAAUCACGUCAGAGACGUCUCAGGGCGUGAGGGAACCCGAAGGAGAGGCAGAAGAUGUUGGAGAGGUCGGUUUUCUGAAGGAGGAGACGGUGGGAAAUGGUGUGCUGGGAGCAGAGGAGCUCGUUGUGCUCCCCACAAACGGAGAGGCAGAGAGGCAGCGCAAGGACACGGGAAGCGCGUUGGAAGCGGAAGAAGGAGAGUGGGAAGAAGUGUUAGGAGAUGAGGGCGUUGAGGAACCAUCCCUGCCAGCCUCUGAGGAGCAGGAGGACACUUUGGAAAAGCUCCUGAUGCAGCUGCAGAGCGGUGGCAUCAUCCAGGAGCAGACGGGCAGGACGCUGCUGCUGGAUGAGGCGGUGGCCUCCGGAGCCGUGUCCGGCCACACGGCCGUGAAGCUGAUGGAGAGGAUGAAGAUGUUCAGUGGCUUCUUUGACUCUCAGGUGUGCGAAGCCUUGACCACCGAGGACGUGAUUGAGGAAGGCCUGAUGGAUGAGGAGCUGCUCCAGAAGGUCCUCGCCUCCGACAGAGCCAUAAGUGGCGUCCUCGACCCAGGCAACAACUUUGUCUACUCCAUCAAGGACGCUGCUGCCGUUGGCCUUCUGGACAAGGAGACAGCCGUGAGGAUCUUGGAAGGGCAGGUGGUUACUGGGGGGAUUGUGGACUUGAAACGUGGCAAAAAAGUGUCGGUGACUCUGGCUUCAAAUCUGGGCCUCAUCGAGCCAACGAGUCAGACAGGGCUGGUCAGGCUGGAGAAGGCUUCCAAGGGCAAGGGCACUGAUGAGGUGACCAGGCAGAAGCUCGUUAAUUUACAGGCUGAGACCACUGGAAUUGUGGAUCCUGAAACCAAACGGGCUUUGAGUGUGGCAGAGUCUGUUGAGAAAGGGCUCCUGGAGGAGGAAGAAGCUUUUCAGCUCUUGACCAAGCAGGUUGCUGAUGGAGGAAUCAUCCAUCACGGGUCUGGGAUGAGGCUUUCGGUGGACAGCGCCGUGGAACACGGUUUGAUCAAUCCAGAGCUGUGCGAGGAGCUCAGGAAGGCUGAAGGUGUGGUCCUGCAGGGCUUUGUCCAUCCAGCUACGAAGGAGAAGCUGCCCUUGCCCCAGGCAGUGUCCCUGGGGCUCCUUAGCCCAGAAUUCCAGAGGAAAGUGCAGGAGAUCCAGGCUGGGAGCGGAAGCAUCCUUGACCCAGCUUCUGGCCAGCGACUGGCGCUGCGUCAAGCGGUGCAGGAAGGCUUGGUGCCCCAGCAGGUGGUGGAGAAAGUCCUGUCAUCUUCAGAAAUGAGAGAAGGGAUUGUAGAUCCCGAGACCUGCCUGAUCGUUCCCUACUCGGAGCUCCUGAAGAAGUGUAAAAUCGACAUCGAGUCCGGCCAGAGGUACCUGGAGGUCCAUCCCCUGCAGGCCAUCAGGGACGAGGUGACAGGGGCCAAGCUGCCGUGUGCUGAGGCGCUGAGGCUGGGGAGGGUGGACCCCCUGCCCACCCUGAGGCUGCUGCAGGCACAGGCAGACAGUGGAGGGGUGGUGGAGGGCAGCGUCAGCGAGAGGCUGUCCCUGAGGGCAGCCGUGGAACGAGGGGUGCUGGAUGAGCCCAUGGCCAAAGCCAUCGCCACCAAGCAGCUCAGGGCCGGGGGGAUUGUGGAUACCCCCGGUGGGAGAAGGUUGACGGUGAAGGAAGCUGUUGGGAAAGGGCUGAUUAGCCAAAAAUUAGCUGCUGGGCUUCGGGAUGUGCAAGUGCGUGGAGAGGGAGAUGGUUCUGAGGUCGGCAAAGGAGAAAAGAUGCAGCUUUCACAGGAAAAAAUAGAAAGAUUGUCUCCAGAAGAGGAAGGUGUCGUCCUCCCCGGCAGGUCUGAUGAUGCUGAGCCCAAAGCUCAGCCUGAAGCUGUGAGCCCUGAUCAGAGUGCGGCUGCUGCUGCUGAGAAACCCCCCAAAGCACGGACAGAGAGGAAAUUCAAACCCCAGGAAGCUUCGGAAGGUGGGGUCAGUCCCCAGGACGAACAUCCUCAUCUUCAUCAUCCCCAGGCGAAGGCUGAGGUGACUCCAGAGCACCCCUCGGUGCUGGGGACAGCCUCUCUCCCUCAAGAGACACUGGUGGCAGGGGACGUGGGAAAAGGGGUCCCAAAAGGCAGAUCCCAGGUGAGAGCAGCCCAGGGGAAGGAAUGGAGAGGAGAAGUGGAUGAAGGGACAGGGAAAGUCAAGAGGGAGGGCUUGGAGAAGGAGCAGUUCUUGGGCACAGAGGUGCUUCACGGGGAGGAGGAUGGUGAGGAGAGGAGGAGGAGGAGGAGGAGAGAGUUUGUGAGUGCAGAGGAAGUUGUGGCAGGUGGAGAAGGUCCAGUGGUGACUUCUGGGCGAGGAGAGAGCGUGAGCAGCGUGGUCCAGGACCCAGCAGCAGCCCUGAGGGAAUCCAUCAGUGUGGGGCCAGGGAUGGGUCCUGCAGAGUCUGGGGAACCCCCUGAGGUUCCUGUGGGGCCUGCAGGAGAUGAGCUUGCAGGGAAAAAAGCUGCCAGGAAAAGAGAACCCUCUCACACAGAAGGUCCCAUGGAUCAGGAAAAAACAACUGCAAUGGUGCUAAAGCCUAGCCAGAAACAGAAAAGCAAGAAAAAGAAAGCAAAGCAGGGCAGCAUUCCAGGAGACAGAGCUCAGCCAGAGAAACCCUCUGCAGAAAAGCAGCUCCUUCCUUCUCUGGUUUCCCACGAAAUUCCAAGGAAAAAGGGUGAGGAGGAGCACUCUGUCUCCAGGGUGCCAGAGCCAAAACAUGAAUCCAGCAUCGAGAGCGCUGCUGGCUUGGCACGAGACACAGCCAAGGCUGGGAAAGGGAAGAAAACAAUUCCUGGGAAAGAUCCAGAAAGCCCUGGCCAGGAUCAGGUGUUCCCUGUGCCCCCCCAGCAAGGGGAGGAUCGAGAGGUGGUGAGAGGUGGGAUCAAGGAUGGUCAGGGUUCCUUGGUGGAACUGAGUGGAGAGGAAAGGCUGGCUCAGGAAGACACCAGGCUGGAAACCACCGUGCCACAGGAGCUGCCCCAUCACUUAAUUAUCAGAGAGGAACCCACAGAAGUUCAGGAAACCUCCACAAUCCUGGAGCUCAGAGAGGAGAGACAGCAGGAGCACACAGCUGAGCUCAGGGCAGACCAAGGAGGAGCCCCUGGCCCCCCAAAAUCCCAGGAAGAAACCCCCCAGGAGAGGAGCAAGCAGCCGGCUCCGGGCGAUCGGGGUUUGCUCUUACCUGUGAUCAUGGAGGGGGAGCUGCUGGAAACCUCCCGGGACUCCACCAGACCAGCCCAGAUCAAGUUCAGCAAGAAGAUGUGUCUGGAGCACGACCAGAGGCUGGUAUCUUAUCUCUCCAUGCUCCGAGACAUCGAGAUGAGAAUCAAACGGGUGCAGCCAGCAGAGCAGAAUUUGGCAGCCCUGCACGACCUGAGGCAGCAAGCAGAGGCCCUGGGCGCUGAGCUGCAGGAGCUGAGCUUCCCAGUGAAUCAGGAGCUGGAUGCUGUGCAGAGGAUUGUGGCCAACCCCCCUGAAGAAGUCCCUGAGCAGUUACUGAAGGCUCUGGAGAAGGAUGCCAAGAACCUCCAGAAGUCUCUGUGCUCUGCAAACCAAGUCCUGCAGUCCCGGCUGCAAAACCUUCGUGGGGCAGCAGAAGCUGAGAAGGCUAAAAUCCUGGCCCACCACGAGUCUCUUGAGGACAAGCUCCAGGAGCUGCUGGGCUGGGUGUCUGGCACCGCGCAGUCUCUGGGUGACAGCGAUUUCCAGCAGCUUGACACCGAUGCCAGCAGCUUGAGCCGCUGCCUGCAGCACUACAAGGAGCUGAAGGAGCCCCUUGCUGACACCAAGGCUGAGCUGGACGCCGCCGCCUUCGACAUCCAGCUCCUCAUCUCGGAGCACGCCCAGGAUUUGACCCCCCAGCAGAGCAGGCAGCUGCUGAGGCUGCUGAAUGAGCUGCAGAGAGCCUUCAGGGACCUGUCAGAGCGUGUGACAGCGCGGCUGGAGGUGCUGCAGGUCUGUCUCCAGCAGACAGACCAGGUGAAGACGCUGCAGGAGCAGCAGGCAGCCCGGGCACAGAGCCUGGCCGAGCUGAGCCGCUGGCUGGGGCAGGCAGAGGAUGCGCUGGCAGGGCAGCAGGGAGCAGAAGGGGACCUGCCUGCCCUGCAGCAGAGGCAGAGCGAUGUUAAGGAGCUGCAGAGGAGCAUGCACAGCAGAGCCGCCUCCUUCGCCGGCGUCCUGAAGAGCACAGAGCAGUUCCUGGAGGAGAACAAAGCCAAGCUGGAGCCUGGAGAGCUGGCAGCACUGCAGCAGGACCUGCAGCGUGCCAAGGAGCAGUACCAGUCCCUGCAGGAGAGGACAGAGGUGGCCCAGAAGGAGCUGGAGAGUGCUGUGAGUGCUGCAGUGCAGCAGGAGACGGAGAAGGUGAAAGCUGCCAAAGAGCUGGAGGAGAACAGCAAGAAGAUCGAUUCCCUUCUGAGCUGGGUGGCAUCGCUGGAGCAGAAGGGAGGGCUCCCCCAGUACAGAGCACACCCUGUCACUGGAGGGACAGGGACACAAGCAGGGAGAAGCGCUGGGGAUGUCCCUGAUGGCCACGCUGUGGGAGCAGACAGCGCUGCUGAGAGCCUGGACGAGCAGCACAAGAGGCUGAAGGCUCAGCACCAGGAGCUGCUGGCCCAGCAGCAGGACGUCAUCCUGGCCACGCAGUCAGCACAGGCUCUCCUGGAGAGGCACGGGCACAGCCUGCCCGGCGAGGAGCGGCAGCGGCUGCAGGCGCGGCUGGCCGAGCUCAGGGCUCAGUACCCGGCGGCGCUGGCGCGGUCGGAGGCGCGGCUGAAGCGGGUGCAGCUCCUGCGGGAUGAGCUCCAGAAGUUCCUGCGGGACCACGGCGAGUUCCAGGCCUGGCUGGAGCAGGCGGAGCAGGAGCUGGAGGGGAUGUACGAGGGGGACAGCGACCCUGCCUCCCUCGGGCGGCUGCUGCGGCGCCAGGGGAGCUUCUCGGAGGACGUGAUCUCCCACAAGGGCGACCUGCGCUUCGUCACCAUGUCGGGGCAGAAGUUUCUGGAUGAGGAUGCUGAGGAUGACGAAUCCCAGCUGUUGAUGUCCAGGAGUGUGGUGAAGAGCAAGCUGGAGGAUGCCACGCAGAGAUACACCAGGCUGCACUCCAAGUGCUCCAAGCUGGGCUCCCACCUGAACACCUUGCUGGAUCACUACCAGCAGUUCCAGGAGGUGGCAGAGUCUCUCAGCACGUGGCUGCAGGAGAGUGAAGCUGCCCUUGGGAAGUUGCUCUCAGAGACGGUUUCAUCAGACCUGGCUGUGCUGCAGAAGCAGCUCGCCAGCACCAAGCAACUGCAGGGAGACCUGGCUGAGCACCAGGUGCCAGUGGAGAAGCUCCAGAAAGCAGCUCGGACCCUGCUGGACAUCCAAGGACAGCCGGCCCCAGACCACGGCCACAUUCAGGAAACAACAGAUGCCAUCGUCAGCCGCUUCCAGAGCCUCUCCCAGCAGAUGUCCGAGCGCUCUGACCUGCUGCAGAAAUCCAUUGCCCAGUCCCAGAGCGUCCAGGAGAGCCUGGAGAGCCUUCUCCAGUCGGUGGCUGAGAUUGAGAAGAGCCUGGAGAAGGACCAGCCAGCUGUGCUCUCCUCUGCCUCCAUCCAGGACUCGCUUGCCACCAGCAUGAAGCUGAAGCAGGACAUUGCCCGGCAGAAGAGCUGCCUGGAGGCCACCCGGGAGAUGGUGACACGCUUCACAGAGACCACCGACAGCCCCGCGGCCUCUGCCCUGCAGGACAAGCUGGCCCAGGUGACAGAGCACUUUGGGAGGCUGUGCCAGCAGCAGCAGGAGCGGGAGGAUGCCCUCAAGGGCCUCCUGCCCAAGGUGGAGCAGUACGAGCAGCUGUCGGAGAAGCUGCGGCAGUUCACGGAGAGCAGGACGCGGAUGUUGGCGGCCGGGAAUCAGCCGGACCGGGACAUCGCUCACUUCUCCCAGCACAUCCAGGAGCUGAAUUCGGAGAUGAGGCAGCACCAGGAGGACCUGGCCACCCUGGAGCACCUGGCUGAGGAGCUGAGCUCCUGUGGCUUCGCCCCCAGCACCUUCCAGCAGCAGGAGAAGCUGCAGAGCCUGAAGAAAGAUUUCCUGCAGCUACAAAAGGUGGCAAAGGACAGGGAAAAGGAUGCAUCAUCCUGCCAGGAGCAGCUGGAUGAGUUUCGGGAUCUGGUUGGAGCCAUCAGGAAGUGGCUGAGGGAGAGCGAAGGCAAAAUUCCACCUGCCGAGACCUCCCUGGGCACGCAGGAGCUGCAGCAGCGCAGGCAGCACCUCCAGGAUCUCCUGGAGGAAUGGAAGGGGAAGGGGCCGCAGGUGGAGGAGAUUGGCCGCAGAGGGACCCUCCUGGAGAACCUGAUCGUGGAGAUUACGGCCCCCAACAGCCCGCCCAAGGCAGGUGCUGCUCUGCCCGCUCCAGGAGCCUCAGGAGGCAGCGUGAACGGAUACCACACCUGCAAAGAUCUGACGGAGAUCCAGUGCGACGUGUCGGACGUGAGCCGGCGGUACCAGGCGCUGGGCGCGGCGCUGCGCGAGCGCCUGCAGCAGCUCUCGGCCAGGCUGGACACCAUGCAGGAGGUGCAGGAGGAGGCCAGCUCCAUGCUCAGGUGGCUGGAGUCCAAGGAAAGGAUGUUGUCCGAGCUGGACGCCUCCUCCUCGCCCACCAAGACGGAGACGAUGAGAGCCCAGGCUGAGCACAACAAGGCAUUUCUGGCUGAAUUGGAACAGAAUUCUGGGAAGAUCCAGAAGGUAAAGGAAGCGCUUUCUGGCUUGCUGGAGAAAUAUCCAGACUCCCCAGAAGCAGCGAACUGGAAGAAGAUGCAGGAGGACCUGAGCUGGAUAAAGCCCCUGGAGUUUAUGCUGAAGGAAUUCGAAGCUCGCCGACAGCAGCACGAGCAGCUGAACCAGGCAGCUCAGAGCAUCCUGACUGGCCCUGGAGAUGUUUCUCCAUCCACCAGCCAGGUGCAGGAUGAGCUCCAAGGGGUCAACCAGAAAUGGUCCGAGCUCACGGAGCGCCUCAACUCCCGCUCCAGCCAGAUCGACCAAGCCAUAGUAAAGAGCACCCAGUACCAGGAGCUCCUCCAGGGCCUCUCAGAGAAGGUGAAGGCUGUUGGGCAGCGCCUGAGCAGCCAGUCUGCCAUCAGCACCCAGCCUGACGCUGUCAAACAGCAGCUGGAGGAGACCAGUGAGAUCCGCUCGGACCUGGAGCAGCUGGAGGAGGAGAUCUCCGAGGCUCAGACCCUCUGUGACGACCUCUCUGUCCUGAUUGGGGAGCAGUACCUGAAAGAUGAGUUGAGGAAACGUCUGGAGACAGUGGCACUUCCCCUCAAAGGGCUGGAAGAUCUGGCAGCCGACCGGAUGAACCGACUGCAGACCGCGCUCGCCAGCUCCCAGCAGUUCCAGCACAUGUUUGAUGAGCUCAGGACCUGGCUGGAUGACAAAAGGUGCCAGCAAGCCCAGAGCCAACCCAUUUCUGCUAAACUGGAGAGGCUGCAGAGCCAAAUCCAGGAGCAAGAAGAGUUCCAGAAGAGCCUCAACCAACACAGCGGCUCCUACGAGAUGAUUGUGGCCGAGGGAGAAUCUUUGCUGCUUUCGGUCCAGCCUGGGGAGGAGAAGACCGCUCUGCAGAACCAGCUGGUCAGCCUGAAAACACACUGGGAGGAGCUCAGCAAGCAGGCUGCUGACAGACACUCCAAGCUCAAGGACUGCCUGCAGAAAGCUCAGAAGUACCAGCGGCACGCGGACGAUCUCCUGCCCUGGGUGGAGGACUGCAAGGCGAGGAUGGCAGAGCUGGAGGUAACCCUGGAUCCAGUGCAGCUGGAGGCCACUCUCCUGAGGUCCAAGGCCAUGCUGAGUGACGUGGAGAAGCGCCGGUCCCUGCUGGAGAUGCUCAACAGCGCUGCUGACAUCCUGACCGACGCCUCCCAAACGGACGAGGAUGACAUCCGCGAUGAGAAGGCCGGCAUCAACCAGAAGAUGGAUGCCAUCACAGAAGAGCUGCAAACCAAGACUGGCUCCAUUGAGGAAAUGUCCCAGAGGCUCAAGGAGUUCCAGGAGAGCUUCAAGAACAUCGAGAAGAAGCUGGAAGGGGCAAAGCACCAGCUGGAGAUCUACGAUGCCCUGGGGCCACAAGCCUGCAGCAACAAGAAUUUGGAGAAGCUCAGGGCGCAGCAGGAGGUGCUGCAGGCCCUGGAGCCACAAGUGGAUUAUCUGAAGAACCUCACUCAAGGUCUGGUAGAAGAUGCUCCAGACGGAUCUGACUGCUCCCAGCUCCUGAGCCAGGCCGAGGUGGCUCAGCAGGACUUCAGGGCCGUGAAGCAGAAAGUCAACGAUUGCUGUGCUCUCAUGGAAAACAAGCUGGAAGGGAUCGGCCAGUUCAACAGCAGGGUGAGGGAGAUGUUCUCCCAGCUGGCAGAUCUGGAUGAUGAGCUGGACAGCAUGGGCCCCAUCGGGAGAGACUCCGACAGCCUCCAGUCCCAGGCCGAGGACGUCCGCGCCUUCCUGGGCAAGCUCCAGCGCCUGAAGGGCGACAUCGAAUCCUCCGAGAGCGAGUGCAAGAAAAUGCUGGAGGACGAGGGCAGCCCCGACCUGCUGGGGCUGAAGAGGGAGCUGGAGACGCUGAACAAGCAGUGCAGCAAACUGAUGGAGAGGGGCAGGAACCGGCAGGAGCAGGUGGAGACGACGCUGGCGCGCGUCGAGGACUUCUACGGCCGCCUGAAGGAGCUGAGCCACAUGACGGCGGCGGCCGAGGAGAACGAGGCCUUGCAGUGGGUGGUGGGGACAGAGGUGGAAACCAUCAACCAGCAGCUGGCAGACUUCAAGCAAUUCCAGAAGGAGCAAGUGGAUCCCCUCCAGCUGAAGCUGCAGCAGGUCAAUGGAGUUGGUCAGGGACUCAUCCAAAGCGCCGGGAAAAACUGUGACGUCCAAGGGCUGGAGCACGACAUGGAAGAAAUCAACACCCGCUGGAACACCCUCAACAAGAAGGUGGCCCAGCGAGUGGCCCAGCUGCAGGAGGCUCUGUUGCACUGCGGGAAGUUCCAGGAUGCUCUGGAGCCUCUGCUGAGCUGGCUGGCAGACACCGAGGAGCUCAUCUCCAACCAGAAACCUCCCUCCGCCGAGUACAAGGUGGUGAAAGCCCAGAUCCAGGAGCAGAAGCUGCUCCAGCGCCUCCUGGACGAUCGCAAAGCCACGGUGGAGAUGAUCCAGGCGGAGGGAGACAGGAUCGCGCAGUCGGCCGAGCCCGCGGAUCGGGACAAGAUCGUGGGGCAGCUGGAGAGCCUGGCACGGCGCUGGGAAGGGCUGCUGGGCAGGGCAGCUGCCAGGCAGAAGCAGCUGGAGGAUAUCUUGGUGCUGGCAAAGCAGUUCCACGAAACCACGGAGCCCGUGUCCGAGUGGCUGUCGGUGACAGAGAAGAAACUGGCCAACUCUGAGCCCAUUGGCACCCAGACUGCCAAAAUCCAGCAGCAGAUCAGCCGCCACAAGGCUCUCCAGGAGGAGAUAGAGAGCCACGCUGCCGACGUGUCUGGGGCGCUGGGGGUCGGGCAGUCGCUGUCCUCCCUGAGCUGUGCCGCCGAGCAGAGGCUGCUGGCAGAGAAAUUAGAGGCUCUGCAGAGCCGCUACGGCGAGGUCCGGGAGCGGUGCGGCCGCAAGGCAGCACUGCUGGACCAGGCUCUGGCCAACGCCAGGAUUUUUGGGGAGGAGGAGGUGGAAGUGCUCAACUGGCUGGCUGAGGUGGAGGACAAGCUGGGCUCAGUGUCCAUAAAGGAUUACAAACGGGACGUCCUGCAGAAGCAGCAUGCAGACCAGCUGGCUCUGAAUGAGGAAAUUGUGAACAGGAAGAAGAACGUGGACCAAGCCAUUAGAAAUGGACAAGCCCUGCUGAAGCAAACCACAGGGGAGGAGGUGCUGCUGAUCCAGGAGAAGCUGGACGGGAUCAAGAGCCGCUACUCCGACAUCACCGCCGCCAGCUCCAAGGCCCUGCGCACGCUGGAGCAGGCCCGGCAGCUGGCCACCAAAUUCCAGUCCACCCACGAGGAGCUGAGUGGCUGGAUGAGCGAGGUGGAGGACGAGCUGGCUUCCAGCGGGACACAAUCCCCCGCUGGAGAGCAGAUCCCCCAGUUCCAGCAGCGGCAGAAGGAGCUGAAGAAGGAGGUGAUGGAGCACAGGCUGGUCCUGGACACGGUGAAUGAGGUGAGCAGGGCUCUGCUGGAGCUGGUUCCCUGGAGAGCCCGGGAGGGGCUGGACAAGCUCGUGUCGGACACCAACGAGCGCUACAAGCUGGUCAGCGACACCAUCAAGCAGAGGGUGGAAGAAAUCGAUGCUGCCAUUCAGAGGUCUCAGCAGUACGAGCAGGCAGCUGAUGCAGAGCUGGCCUGGGUGGCCGAGACCAAGAGGAAGCUGAUGGCUCUGGGUCCCAUCCGCCUGGAGCAGGACCAGACAACGGCCCAGCUGCAGGUGCAGAAGGCGUUUUCCAUCGACAUCAUCCGGCACAAAGACUCCAUGGACGAGCUGUUCAGCCAGCGCAACGAGAUCUUCGGGACUUGUGGCGAGGAACAAAAAGCUGUUCUGCAGGAGAAAACCGAGUCCCUGGUGCAGCAGUACGAGGCCGUGAGCCAGCUCAACUCGGAGCGCUACGCCCGCUUGGAGCGUGCCCAGGUCCUGGUCAACCAGUUCUGGGAGACCUACGAGGAGCUGAACCCAUGGAUUGAGGAGACCCAAGCCCUCCUCUCCCAGCUGCCACCCCCAGCCAUCGACCACGAGCAGCUCAAGCAGCAGCAGGAUGACAUGAGGCAACUGAGAGAGUCCAUCGCCGAGCACAAACCUCACAUCGACAAGCUGCUGAAAAUCGGGCCCCAGCUCAAGGACCUCAACCCCGAGGAGGGGGAGAUGGUGCAGGAAAAAUACUCCAGGGCUGAGGCCUUGUAUGCCAAGAUCAAGGAGGAGGUUUGCCAGCGGGCCCUGGCGCUCGACGAGGCCUUCUCACAGUCCACCCAGUUCCACGACAAGAUCGAGCCCAUGCUGGAGACCCUGGAGAGCCUCUCCUCCCGCCUGCGGCUGCCGCCCCUCAUCCCCGCCGAGGUCGACAAGAUCCGGGAGUGCAUCAGCGAGAACAAGAACUCCACGGUGGAGCUGGAGAAGCUGCAGCCCUCCUUCGAGGCCCUGAAACGCCGCGGGGAAGAGCUCAUCGGCCGCUCCCAGGGAGCAGACAAGGACCUGGCAGCCAAAGUCAUCCAGGACAAGCUGGAUCAGAUGGUUUUCUUCUGGGAAGACAUCAAAGCUCGGACCGAGGAGCGUGAAAUGAAGUUCCUGGACGUCCUGGAGCUCGCAGAGAAGUUCUGGUACGACAUGGCAGCGCUCCUGACAACCAUCAAGGACACCCAGGACAUCGUCCACGACCUGGAGAGCCCAGGCAUUGACCCCUCCAUCAUCAAGCAGCAGGUGGAAGCAGCAGAGACCAUCAAGGAGGAGACAGACGGGCUGCACGAAGAGCUGGAGUUCAUCCGCCUCCUCGGCACCGACCUCAUCUUUGCCUGUGGAGAGACUGAGAAGCCAGAAGUGAAAAAGAGCAUUGAUGAGAUGAACAACGCGUGGGAAAACCUGAACAAGACGUGGAAGGAGAGGCUGGAGAAGCUGGAGGAGGCCAUGCAGUCGGCUGUGCAGUACCAGGAUACGCUCCAAGCCAUGUUUGACUGGCUGGACAACGCUGUGAUCAAACUGUGCAACAUGUCCCCUGUGGGCACCGACCUCAGCACGGUCAAGGAGCAGAUGAACGAGAUGAAGGAGUUUAAAAUGGAGGUUUACCAGCAGCAGAUUGAGAUGGAAAAGCUUAAUCACCAAGGUGAACUGAUGCUAAAAAAGGCUACGGAUGAGACAGACAGAGACAUCAUCAAGGAGCCACUGACAGAGCUCAAACAUCUCUGGGAGAACUUGGGCGAGAAAAUUGCUCACAGACAGCACAAGCUGGAAGCCGCCCUGCUGGCACUGGGCCAGUUCCAGCACGCCCUGGCAGAGCUGAUGGCCUGGCUGACCCACACCGAGGAGCUGCUGGAUGCCCAAAAACCCAUCAACGGGGACCCAAAGGUCAUCGAGGUCGAGCUCGCCAAGCACCACGUGCUGAAGAACGACGUCCUGGCCCACCAAGCCACCGUGGAGACCGUGAACAAAGCAGGGAACGAGCUGCUGGAGUCGAGCGCGGGGGACGACGCCAGCAGCCUGCGGAACCGCCUGGAGAAGCUGAAUUCCUGCUGGGAAUCAGUGCUGCAGAAAACAGAGGAGAGGGAGCAGCAGCUGCAGUCCACCCUCCAGCAGGCUCAGGGUUUCCAUGGUGAGAUUGAAGACUUCCUCCUGUGGCUAACGAGGAUGGAGAGCCAAUUGUCAGCAUCAAAACCCACAGGAGGCCUGCCAGAAACUGCCCGGGAGCAGCUCAAUGCCCACAUGGAGCUGUACAGCCAGUUGAAAGCCAAGGAGGAUGUCUACAGCCAGCUGCUGGCCAAGGGGAGGCUGAUGCUGCUCAACCGCGACGACUCCGGCUCCGGCUCCAAGACGGAGCAGAGCGUGGCCCUGCUGGAGCAGAAAUGGUGUCUGGUCAGCACCAAGAUGGAGGAGAGAAAGGCGAAGCUGGAGGAGGCAUUGGCCCUGGCCACAGACUUCCAGAACUCCCUCCAGGAUUUCAUCAACUGGCUGACCCUGGCUGAGCAGAGCCUGAACAUCGCACCACCCCCCAGCCUCAUCCUCGCCGCCGUGCUGGCCCAGAUCGACGAGCACAAGGUGUUCGCCAACGAGGUGAACGCGCACCGGGAUCGCAUCAUCGAGCUGGACCAGACCGGGAACCAGCUGAAGUUCCUCAGCCAGAAGCAGGACGUGGUGCUGAUCAAGAACCUGCUGGUCAGCGUCCAGUCCCGCUGGGAGAAGGUGGUGCAGCGCUCGGUGGAGCGGGGACGGGCUCUGGAUGACGCCAGGAAGAGAGCCAAGCAGUUCCACGAAGCCUGGAAGAAGCUGAUUGAUUGGCUGGAGGAUGCAGAGAACCACCUGGACUCAGAGCUGGAGAUCUCCAAUGAUCCUGACAAAAUCAAGCUCCAGCUCUCCAAGCACAAGGAGUUCCAGAAGACUCUGGGUGGGAAGCAGCCUGUCUACGACACCACCAUCAGGACAGGCAGAGCCCUCAAGGAAAAAGCCUUGCUUGCAGAUGACACUCAAAAGCUGGACAACCUGCUGGGAGAAGUCCGGGAUAAGUGGGACACGGUGUGUGGGAAAUCCGUGGAAAGGCAGCACAAGCUGGAAGAAGCCCUGCUGUUCUCGGGGCAGUUCAUGGAUGCUCUGCAGGCUUUGGUGGACUGGCUCUACAAGGUGGAACCUCAGCUGGCCGAGGACCAGCCCGUCCACGGGGACCUGGAUCUGGUCAUGAACCUGAUGGAUGCUCACAAGGUGUUCCAGAAGGAGCUGGGGAAGCGCACGGGGACGGUGCAGGUGCUGAAGCGCUCGGGCCGGGAGCUGAUCGAGAACAGCCGUGACGACACCACCUGGGUGAAGGUGCAGCUGCAGGAGCUGAGCAACCGCUGGGACACCGUCUGCAAGCUGUCUGUGUCCAAGCAAACCCGCCUGGAGCAGGCCCUGAAGCAGGCUGAGGAGUUCAGGACAGCCGUGCACAUGCUGCUGGAGUGGCUCUCGGAAGCCGAGCAGUCCCUGCGCUUUCGGGGAGCGCUGCCGGACGACGCCGAGGCCCUGCAGGCCCUCAUCGAUGCCCACAAGGAGUUCAUGAAGAAAGUGGAGGAGAAGAGGGCGGACGUGAACGCGGCUGUGGGGAUGGGCGAGGUCAUCCUGGGCGCCUGCCACCCCGACUGCAUCACCACCAUCAAGCACUGGAUCACCAUCAUCCGAGCCAGGUUCGAGGAGGUCCUCACAUGGGCAAAGCAGCACCAGCAGAGACUGGAGUCGGCGCUCUCCGAGCUGGUGGCCAAUGCAGAGCUUCUGGAGGAGCUGCUGGCUUGGAUCCAGUGGGCUGAGACCACCCUGAUCCAGCGGGACCAGGACCCCAUGCCCCAGAAUAUUGAGCAGGUCAAAGCGCUCAUCUCUGAGCACCAGUCCUUUAUGGAGGAGAUGACACGGAAACAGCCGGACGUGGACCGGGUGACCAAGACCUACAAAAGAAAAGCGACGGAGCCUCCGCACGGGCCCUUCAUCGACAAGUCCCGCAGCAACAGGAAAUCCUUGGGGCAGGCUGCUCCUCCCUCCAUGCCCAUCAUCUCCCAGUCAGAAACCAAGAACCCCAGGAUAAACCAGCUCUCAGCUCGCUGGCAGCAGGUCUGGCUGCUGGCCCUGGAGAGGCAGAGGAAGCUCAACGAUGCCCUGGACAGGCUGGAGGAGUUGAAGGAGUUUGCAAACUUCGACUUUGACGUCUGGAGGAAGAAGUACAUGCGCUGGAUGAACCACAAGAAAUCCCGGGUGAUGGAUUUCUUCCGGCGCAUCGACAAGGACCAGGACGGGAAGAUCACCCGGCAGGAAUUCAUCGACGGCAUCCUGGCUUCCAAAUUCCCCACCACGAAGCUGGAGAUGACGGCGGUGGCCGAUAUCUUUGACCGCGACGGUGACGGCUACAUCGACUACUACGAGUUUGUGGCUGCCCUCCACCCCAACAAGGACGCCUACAGACCCACCACUGACGCUGACAAGAUCGAGGAUGAGGUCACCAGGCAAGUGGCCCAGUGCAAGUGUGCCAAGAGAUUCCAAGUGGAGCAGAUCGGCGAGAACAAAUACCGGUUCUUCCUCGGCAAUCAGUUCGGCGAUUCCCAGCAGCUGCGGCUGGUCCGUAUCCUGCGGAGCACGGUCAUGGUCCGUGUGGGCGGAGGAUGGAUGGCCCUGGACGAGUUUCUAGUGAAGAAUGACCCGUGCAGAGCACGAGGCCGGACCAACCUGGAGCUGCGGGAGAAGUUCAUCCUGCCGGAAGGAGCCUCACAGGGAAUGACCCCGUUCCGCUCGCGGGGCCGGAGAUCCAAACCCUCCUCCCGGGCGGCCUCCCCGACACGAUCCAGCUCCAGCGCCAGCCAGAGCAACCACAGCUGCGCCUCCAUGCCCUCCUCUCCAGCCACUCCCGCCAGCGGAGCCAAGACUCCACAUCACUUCUCCCGAUGUUAUGACAAACCCUGGUUGAUAAACAGUAAAGCGAGCACCCCCCUGAGGGGAUUCGAUUAUUCCGACUUCCAGCUCCCGAGCGCCGAGGUCACCCCCUCGGCGGGCAGCAAGCUGAAACGCCCCACCUUCCACUCCAGCCGCACCUCCCUGGCUGGGGACACCAGUAACAGCUCCUCACCCGUCUCCACAGGUGCCAAAACCACUCGGGCAGAUACCUCAACCAGAGAAACAUGA